Molecule: messenger RNA, 4157 nt
Organism: Pararge aegeria (speckled wood butterfly)
Lineage: Eukaryota; Metazoa; Arthropoda; Insecta; Lepidoptera; Nymphalidae
Product: probable multidrug resistance-associated protein lethal(2)03659
Exons: 28
Coding region: 27-4124 (1365 amino acids)
Biological process (GO): transmembrane transport
Cellular component (GO): membrane
Molecular function (GO): ABC-type transporter activity; ATP binding; ATP hydrolysis activity
Source: RefSeq, a predicted model, not a curated record
UUAACUAAGACUAGGUUCUGAAAAAUAUGGACACAGGACCAAAGCGGCGAAGGCAAACGAACCCACGUUAUAAAGCAAACUUAUUUUCCGUGUUAACUUUUGGAUGGACAUUAGAGACGUUUAUGCUUGGAUAUAGCCGUGAUAUAAAGGAAGAUGACCUUUACGCACCGUUACCCGAACACAGAUCUGAUAUGUUGGGAGAUGCAAUGCAAACUGCAUGGGAACAGGAGGUUGAAAACACAGGUUUCCAAGGUGAAGAAAGAAAACCAAGCCUAAUGAAAGUAUUGUGCAAGGUUUUUGGUUUUGAGCUUGUGCUUUAUGGACUGAUUCUGGCCGCUAUGGAGUUUUUAAUAAGAUUGCAGCAACCGUUAUUCCUUGGUCUAUUGCUGCGAUAUUAUAGUCCAGCCCAAGAUUUUUAUAACAAUACAGCAACUAGCAAUACGUAUUUUUCUCGCCUAUUUAAAUAUUACGACGUGUCGAGUGGCAUUACGUGGGGCGAGGCGGUUUUCUUCUCUUUUGGCCUAAUCUUCUGUAGCAUGGCGAAUGUUAUGAUACAACAUCCUUUUAUGAUGGGAGUUAUGCAUCUAGGUAUGAAAAUGCGCGUCGGAGUUUGCAGUCUCAUUUAUAGGAAGGCUUUAAAAGUGAAUCUCCAAGCGAUGUCGGAAAACAGAGGUGGAUUAGUUGUUAACUUGAUGGCGAACGAUGUGAACCGCUUUGACUCCGGACCACUUUUCAUCCAUUACCUGUGGAUAGGGCCCAUUGAAACCUUGCUUAUGACCGCGUAUUUAUAUCGGGAGAUGGGCAUAUCUGCAGUCUAUGGUGCAUUGAUGAUUGUAGCUGCGGUACCAUUCCAAAUAUUCCUCGGCACUCGUACAUCUCACUACAGAAGAAAAACAGCUUUGAAAUCCGAUGAAAGAGUGAGAUUGAUGGAGGAAAUAGUGAUGGGGAUUGAGGUUAUAAAAAUGUACACCUGGGAGAAACCGUUCAGGAAGAUCAUUGAUACUGUGAGGCGGCAAGAGGUGCAUUAUAUCAAGAUGACAUCUUAUAUACGUGGCAUGGUGAUGUCUUUUAUCAUGUUCACGGCUCGAUUCAGCAUUUUCAUCACAGUGCUACUUUAUGUAGUCUAUGUGAACCGUAUCACAGUGGAGAACGUGUUCUUUCUCACCUGUUAUUACAAUAUCCUCAAACAGACUAUGACGCUGUUCUUUCCACAGGCUGUUGGACAAAUUGCAGAAAUGAACGUGGCUGUGCAGAGGAUUAAUGACUUUUUACUGAGUGAGGAAUGCAGACUUCCAUCCAGGACCCAGUCAUCCGAAUUACCACUGCCUCACAAUAAGCCUAAGAAACGUGUAACUAUACCACUGAAUCCCGUGCGCCCGCCUAAAAGACGUUCUCCUAGAACUGAGCCUAACACUUCCACUAUUAAGUCCCAGGACAAGCCUAAAGAAUUGCGCAAAGACCAAAUAGCCAUCAAGUUUGAUGAGGCUUGCAGCCGUUGGAUAAAAUCAUCGGCUAAGGAUGAUGUCAAGGAUAUUACUUUAAGUAUUUACGGUGGUUCGUUAACAACAAUCAUCGGAGCGGUAGGCUCUGGUAAGUCUACAUUACUUCAAAUGAUGCUAAGCGAACUUCCAUGUUCAACGGGCAGUAUGGAUAUAAUGGGCAGUGUGAGUUAUGCCAGUCAAGACCCUUGGCUUUUUGUUGGGUCGGUUCGUCAAAACAUUCUUUUUGGCCAGCCAUUCGUUAAAUCACGUUACAUGGAGGUGUGCAAGGUGUGUGCUCUCGAAAGGGACAUAUCUUUGUUUCCGCAUGGAGACAAAACUAUUGUUGGAGAGCGAGGAGUAUCUCUCAGUGGAGGACAACGUGCUAGAAUAAACUUAGCAAGAGCUGUGUACAAAGAGGCCGAUAUUUACUUGCUAGAUGAUCCGUUAUCAGCUGUAGAUACACAGGUUGCAAGACACAUAUUCGAAAAUUGUAUUAAAGGAUACUUGGAGAGCAAAACCGUGAUACUAGUGACACACCAGCUACAAUUUAUAAAAUCUGUCGACCAGAUAGUAAUUGUGGAGAAAGGCAAAAUUAUCGCAGAUGGAGACUAUAACGAUUUAACUAAACAGGAGUUACCAAUAAUACAGUUGAUGCAAGACAAAUCCCACGAAAUGCGUAAAGAGGAUAACUCAUCUCCAAACAAGUUUUUACAAGGCACGAGCAAUCUCAGUAUAAAACGGUCACAUUGGUCCCAUUGGUCAAUUAUGUUUGAUACAAUAGAUCAGAAACGGGAAGAAGAGGCGCAGAUCGUGGGAAGAGUGAAAGGAUCAGUUUACAAGGAAUACUUCUCGGCUGAUUCAGCUUAUAUUUUCGUAGCCCUCGUAUUUUGUAUGUUCGUUUUGGCACAAUUUUUUGCAAGCGCAAGCGAUUAUUGGAUUAGUCGAUGGAGUAAUGCAGAGGAUCAUUUAACUGGUGACAAAACGAUGGAUAAUCUUCUGUGGUCACAACACGGUUUGAGGAGAAAGGACUUUGCACUCAUAUUCGGUGUGCUAACCAUAGCGACAAUUGUUGUAGCGUUAAUUCGUGCAUUUCUAUUCUUCUCUUUGUGCAUGAAGUCUUCAAUAAAGUUACAUGACAACAUGUUUGAGCGAAUAUCACUUUCACCAAUGAGCUUCUUUCACGCAAACCCUUCAGGUAGAAUUCUUAAUCGUUUCAGUAAAGAUAUGGGAUCAGUAGAUGAAUUACUACCUCAAGCAAUGCUUGAUUGUUUUCAGAUAAUGUUAAACUUAGUUGGUGUCCUCAUAGUGAUACUGAUGACAGAAAUGGCUCUUCUAAUACCAAUAGCAGCAGCACUUAUUAUAUUUUACAUAUUCCGUCUGAUUUACGUCCGUACAACUAGUGCUAUAAAACGAUUGGAAGGAAUAACCCGAAGCCCCGUUUUUGGACACGUAAACGCAACAAUCCAAGGCCUGCCUACGAUUCGCUCUUUCGGUGCAGAACAACUCCUUGUUCUUGAGUUUGAUCGCCAUCAGGACUUGCACAGCGCGGCUUGGUAUCUCUUCAUCACUUGCAGCCGCGCGUUUGGCUACUUCCUCGAUGUUAUUUGUUUGCUGUUUAUUAUGUGUGUGACCUUCAGCUGCUUAAUGAAGACUGGCAUAGAAGGUAGCAAAGUAGGACUGAUAAUAACUCAAUCUAUUUCGCUCACCGGCAUCUUUCAAUGGGGCAUGAGACAAUCGGCCGAGAUGGAAAACCAAAUGACCAGCGUCGAAAGAGUACUAGAAUAUACUAAAUUACCGCAAGAGGUAACACCUGAUACGCCAGACCAAAAGCCACCAGAAGACUGGCCAACAGAUGGCGCGAUACAAUUUGAACAUCUAAGUUUGAGAUAUUCACCCAGUGGCGACCAUGUCCUUAACGAUUUACAGUUCAACAUUCUUCCGCAAGAAAAGAUAGGUAUCGUCGGAAGAACUGGUGCGGGAAAAUCAUCCAUAAUACAAGCUUUAUUCCGAUUAGCUUAUUUGGAUGGAACGAUCAAUAUUGACGGAAUCGACAUCACUUCUAUUGGAAUAAAUUAUUUAAGGCAGAAGAUAUCCAUAAUACCACAGGAACCCGUAUUAUUUAGCGGUUCUCUGAGAAAAAAUUUAGAUCCCUUUGAUGAGUACCCAGAUGUUUUGUUGCUUAGAGCUUUGGACAAAGUCAAACUUCUUUCAGAAGAUGAAAAUGUUGAGGCUUUAUAUAAACAAGUAUCAGAUUGUGGAUCGAACUUCAGUGUCGGCGAACGCCAAUUAGUAUGCUUGGCACGGGCUAUCGUGAAUAACGACAAAAUCCUUUUGUUGGACGAAGCUACAGCGAAUGUGGACGCGCAGACCGACGCUCUCAUACAAACAGCGAUCAAAGAACAUUUCAGAAGUUGUACUGUGCUCACUGUUGCCCAUAGGCUGAACACGGUCAUUGAUUCGGACAAGAUUUUGGUUCUUGACGCGGGAUAUUUGGUAGAAUUUGACCAUCCACACUUGUUGCUGCAGAACAGGAAGGGAUACUUUCGUAAAAUGGUCGCCGAGACCGGACCCGCCAUGUCACAACUGUUGCAUAAACUUGCUGCAGACGUACGUGAUUGUAUUUUAGCCAUUAAAGCCACUUAGGAAACGUACAUACCAUGGGAUCCGUUCUGAGGG